AUGACUACGUGUCCCACAAGGCUGACCAGUCCGAGUACCAGUGCGAAUCACGUAAGAGCAGCGAACAGCACUAAGAGACCCUCCACUCUGAGCGUACCACUCACGAAGCUGGCGAGGCGUGAGAGACACGCGAGAGGGUCGCGGGAGCUGCAUCUGGCCGUCACCACGAGUAGAAGCAGCAGGAGUGGUAGUAGGAGUAGCGUCGCCACCCCUACAGCCCCAACCAGCGUACCACUCACGCAGCUGCUGCGGCGUGAGGGACUCACGCCGGCGUCGCUGGGGCUGCAUUUGGCUCCGCAAGGCGGCUCGGCAGCAACUGCAGCUCAGCAACUCAGCGACCCGGCGGCUCGGCGGUGGGGCGGCUCGGCUGCUGCAGUGGGAGAUGAAGGAGGAGGAGAAGCAGGGGAGGCCACACACCUGCCACCGCAAGCGGCCCCCUCAGGUCGCCUCGACAGGCGACGGGAAAAGGGGGGGGUGGGUGGUGGGGGGCCGGUAGGUGCAGCGGCGGGGCCAGCAGGUGCAGUUGCGGGGCCGGUAGAAGGGGACGGCAGGAGCCGUCAGGAGGGGACGGCGGGCCGUCAGGAAGGGACGGCGGGGCCGUCACGAAGGGACGGCGGGGGCCGUCAGGAGGUGACCGGGCCGCGACGGGGGCAGGCGGCGGGGCCGCGUAAGGGCCUGGGCGGGGCCGCGACAGAGCCGUCGGCGGGGCCGCGUGAAAGCCGGGCGGGGCCCGCGUAG
Molecule: messenger RNA, 738 nt
Organism: Closterium sp. NIES-65
Lineage: Eukaryota; Viridiplantae; Streptophyta; Zygnematophyceae; Desmidiales; Closteriaceae
Source: the annotation of a GenBank genome assembly